CGCCUUUUGUCUCGCUACAAUGGCCCUUUUGACGGGUAGCCCCUACGGAGUAGUCCACGGGUUCCGCUCCUGCAGACACCACCGAAUUACACGCAGGUACAUUGAUCUAGAUAUUGUUGCAUCAGACAGGCUGGAAUUGGUUAUUGUUGCAGAAGGUGUGAGUAGGGUCUGGAAUUGGUCAGUGGCGCCGAUUGUGAAAUCAAAGGUAAACUUUCAUGAUUGACAAGUGGAAUAAAUAGAAGAUGGAAUUCUGCCAAACGUAAACUUUUUGAUUAAAGAUAAGUUGUUAAAAUUAGAGGCAUGGAAUUUUAACUUUUUAAUGGGGACAAGAGGUAAAAGCUAG
Suhomyces tanzawaensis NRRL Y-17324 is the source of this 343-nucleotide messenger RNA. RefSeq lists its product as uncharacterized. The transcript has a single exon. The record is from RefSeq and is a predicted model, not a curated record. NCBI's taxonomy places the organism in Eukaryota, Fungi, Ascomycota, Pichiomycetes, Serinales, Debaryomycetaceae. The annotation marks the transcript as partial.